Adineta ricciae is the source of this 639-nucleotide messenger RNA. The record is from the annotation of a GenBank genome assembly. Lineage: Eukaryota; Metazoa; Rotifera; Eurotatoria; Adinetida; Adinetidae.
AUGAAACAUAACAACGUUAUCCCAAAUGCUCACUUUCAUAAAAAGUGGCAAUUACACGUCCGCACAUGGUUUGACCAACCUGGUCGCAAAGCUCGCCGACAUCAAAAACGUUUAACCAAAGCUCAACGUGUUGCUCCACGUCCAGCUAAAGGUUCAUUACGGCCAAUAGUUCGUGGUGAAACACGUCGUUACAACACAAAAGUUCGUGCUGGACGUGGUUUUUCAUUGGAUGAAAUUCGUGCUGCUGGUCUUCACCCAACCUAUGCUCGAACAAUUGGAAUUUCUGUUGAUCAUCGACGACGAAAUAAAUCAACUGAAGCUCUCCAACUCAAUGUUCAACGUUUGAAACAAUAUCUUGGCAAACUUAUCUUAUUCCCAUUGAAAGCCGAUAAACCCAAGAAGAACGAUGCUAAACCUGAAGAAACCAAAUUGGCUGUUCAAUUGAAGAAACAACGUGUUAUGCCAGUUAAACAACGUGUUACACGGGAAAAAGCUCGACCAGUCAAUGAUGCUGAUACGAAAUUUCAAGCUUUUCAAGCUAUUCGUAUGGCUCGUGCUGAUGCACGUUUAAUCGGUCAACGUGAAAAGAAAGCUAAACAAGCUGCUGAAGAUGAAAAGAAACCCAAAAAAGAAAAAUAA